Messenger RNA from Cutaneotrichosporon cavernicola, 5595 nucleotides. RefSeq lists its product as uncharacterized. Gene Ontology annotation, biological process: maturation of LSU-rRNA from tricistronic rRNA transcript (SSU-rRNA, 5.8S rRNA, LSU-rRNA); maturation of 5.8S rRNA from tricistronic rRNA transcript (SSU-rRNA, 5.8S rRNA, LSU-rRNA). The record is from RefSeq and is a predicted model, not a curated record. Gene Ontology annotation, cellular component: nucleolus. Lineage: Eukaryota; Fungi; Basidiomycota; Tremellomycetes; Trichosporonales; Trichosporonaceae. Bases 1 to 5595 code for a protein of 1864 amino acids. The transcript is spliced from 3 exons.
AUGGCGCCCAAACGUAAGCGUGGCGACGAAGUCGUACGAAACGACGUCGUACACCGUCCUGCACCUGGGACCAAGUUGUUCCCGACUGGUCGGGCGGUGCGCGAUGGCCUGGAGACUGGGACAAGGCAAGCACUCGUCUCGUUCCACCAGCAGAUCCUCACGCCGUACUCGAGCCUUCCUCUCACCAUCUCGCAUGCUACAGUCCUGAUCCUCCAACACUACCUUGACGUAUCGCCGACGGUGGAUGAGAUCUUUGCAGCCUGGAAGGCGGCUGAUGAGGCGAAGAAUGACCCCCUCGCGCAGACCGCCGCGCACCUCCUCGCCCUCAUUUUGCGCAUCCUGACCCCGCUUCCCUUCUUCCACAAGCAACUUGUCGGUAUCGUCAACAAGCUUGUUUCCCCCUCUGAACCAUACCAUGGCUUCCUCGGUCAUCUCAUUUCUUCUGGUAACCGCGAUAACAUCCACGCCGGCCUCGAUCUGGCCUCAGCGGCCGCGAACGUCGACACUCCAGAUGUCACGAACCUCCUGGGUUCUUCGCGCGGUCGCCUCGCCGUCAAGGUGUGGCAGAUAGUCGUAGACCGUGGUGCGGCUAAGAGCUUUGGCAAGCUCCUCAACAUGCGCCGCCGGAACAAGGACGGCAACAUGGUCGAGUACGGCGCCGAUCCCCUCGACCGUGCCGACAUCCGCCACCUCGGUAUCCAACUCAUCCUACCCCUCCUCCCCGCAGCUGAGUUCCACGCGCACGCCAAGGCCAUUCUUCCUAACCUCUAUCAUGGCCUCGUGGACGACCCCCCCGCGACGGUCUACCGCGUCCUCUCGGCUAUGUGGGGCGCGAUCAGCGGGCCACCUCCCGGGGUUGCCCGUCGCAUCUCCCUCGUGCUCCUGGACGAGGGAGCGCUGGACCACAUCUCGCGCUUGCUUGGUCGCGAGGCCGUCGAGGCAUCGUCCGAGCGGACCGUUGGUGACAUUGCCAAGGGCUUCCUCGAGAGCGUUACGUCCAACCCAGCGCGUGGGAUUUGCUUCCCUGACCAGGGCUGGUACGAGCGCGAGGACGAUGACAGUAAACAGAAGCGGGGGCUUCACAACCGCAUUCUGUCCAACGCGCUACGCAAGUUGGGUGCGCGUGUCGUCGAUGAUGACGGCCGCGUAGGUGCCUGGGUCCUCAAGGUAUUCGAGGCUGCACCCGAACUUGUGGCCGGAUACUGGUCGUACUCAGCACUUGCGCUCGACCCGCGCCUGGACGCGCGAUGGAUCGCGACAAUGGCGUACGUUGGUCGCGUCAUCUCUCUCCCGCUCCCGGCUCGCGAGAAGUUUAACCAGCCAGCACCUCGUGGGACAUCCGCUUCGUCGAUGCCGCCACGCGCCGCCCCUCCCGCAGUUACGACUGUCGUCGAGAGCGUUCUCCCCUCUCCCAUGACCAAGCAGCAUGUCAUGAAGGGCUUGCAGCACUCGUCCCACCUCAUCCAGCACGUUACUGCACUCGCGCUCGCGCGUGGCCUGCAGAAGCUCUCGACUGUCCAGGCUCUCUACGCGUCUAUUGCGGACGAGCUCGGCGAGAAUUCGGAGGGAGCAUGGCGUGCCGGUGCACGCGAGUUGGAGGCUGAAUGUCGUCGUCGCGUGCCCGAGGUCUCGACGCUCAUCGAGUUCGCUCAGAAGUCGGCGACCAUGGCGCGACCGCCACCUGAUGCGGAUGAGGACUGGGAGCCUGAGCCGUCUGCGGCCGCUCGCAGUGCAAUGCUCACGGAGACUGCUCUCCGUCUCUUUGGACUGUACCACAGCACCCUGCCAAGUCUCGCUGGUGAGGCCAAGUUUGACGUUGGUCGCCUGCUCGUCUCGGCGUCGAGCAAGAACCAGGAGCGCCGCGCACGCCGUGAGGCGCGCGAGGGCUCGGUCGUGUCUGACUCGGGAAGUGUCAUCUCGAUCGGAACUGUCGGCACGGUGGGGAUGGGUGGCGGCUUCGGCCACUCGCGUGGUGACGUCGAGGGCUUUGAGGCGUUGUCCCAAUUGCAUGUACUGCGACUCCUGUCCGAGGUCUCGGGGUGGAACUGGACGAACAAAGCGUCUGGCUCCCAGUUCACUUACCUUUACCACAUCCUGCAGCUGCACCUUUCGACGCGCAAUAUCGUAACGCAGGCGAUGACGACGACGUUGCUGCACCGCCUCCUCGAGCAGUCAUUGCUCUUCGAACACGACACACUCGAGCUCCCCAUCUGGCUCGACGCAUUGCCACGCGCGUCGGACACUGUGAGCGGGCCCAUGUUCGUCGCCCAGCAGAUCCACCUCCUCUCAUUCCUCGACGAGUGUGUGCGCCGCGCUCUCAAGACGCCGCACAAGUACAUCGAGGAGGGCGCCGAGGUCGUGCCCUCCCUCUCGCCACGUGAGGCCGCGUCGCCCCUCCUCAUCGCCUUUGUUGAGCAGAUCCACGCCAAGCUCAUUGGCAUGCACAUUGCCACUGAGGCGGCCGCUGUUGUCCUCAACUAUCUCCGGCGUGUCCUUGUGGGAAUCCUGGGGAAGCAGACGAGCAGAGAGUUCGUCCGCGCCAUUGUCGACCGCAUCUCCUCCUCCGUGCAGGAGGCCAAGGCCAAGGGCCAGCCGCGCAACGGCCUUCCUGAAAUCAUCUCUCUGAUUGAGAGCGAUCUCGACGUCGUGUUCAAGGGCGGUGCCAUGUCCUCUGUUGACCCGGAGACGCCUCGCCUUGUCGACGAAGCCGAGUGGGCGCAGCGCAGCUUUACGCGUAACUGUGUGGACAGCUUUGCAAAGGGCGCGGAUACUAAGCUCGGUCAGCUGGCCAUGCUCGUCAACACUGCGCCUGCGGACGAGGGCGCGCGCCAGGCGCAGUUCCUCGUACAUUUCCUCUCAUUCCGCGCGAACACGGACGUCCUUCUCCUUCUUGCGACUGUCCUGAAACGUGCGCGUGACGACAGCGCCGGCCGGCGCCUCAAGAGUGCGGUGUUCAACGACACUGCGGUGCGUGACCUCUUCCUUACGAAGGCCGGUGACAAUGUGCGAUCCCACCUCUCAGACGUUGCCGGAGGGCUCUCGCCGUGCGCGUUCGACAAGGCGCUGGCGGAACCAUACUCGCACAGUGCGGCCGAGACGAUCGAUAGCAAGACGAAGCUUCCCCGUGCGCUCGCUAUCCUCCAGCCUUGGAUCCCCUUCAUGAGUGGGUCGCAAGUCGAUGCGUGUCUCGCCACUGCCGUUAAGCGCGUCACGAAAGCGAAAGAGUUGGAGGCUGCGGCCGCCGACGUCCUUGGAUCCCUCAUCAGCGCCUCGCGCCCGCAGAGCGUGUACCCACACCUCUCGGCGCUACUCAAGCUCGGCGUAUACCGCCCGAUAACUGGGCUGCUCUCCUCGGCUGUUGCUUCGUCUCUCUCCCGGAGGCUCGAUGUCGAGGUCACGGACGCAACCCUUGGCGAGCUCAUCGCGCGCGGCGACAGCGACGGUUUCACCCUGCUUGCCCUCAUCGUCAGUCUGUCCUCGAAGGCAGCGGAAACGUUCGCCAAGCUUGCUGUCACCAGCGACUGGCUCACCGAUUCCCGCAUCCUCCCUACUGUUGCCGCUCUCAGCCCGGAACAGAUCCCAACGGAACUUGGGGAGAAGGUCGUCAAGGCCGCUGUGGAGGCUCUUGCCGACACGACUGUCUCCCAAGACGUGCACAGUGCUGCGACCACGUUGCUCACGUCUCUCCCAGAGCAGGCCAACGCCACGGCUGUUGCCGUUCGUGGACUACCGCUUGCGUCCUUCGGGUCCCCAGUCGCCCGUGCUGCUGCUGCCCUCGCCGAAACUGGGAACGCCGAAUUCGGUACAGCUCUUGCUCCUCUCCUCGACCUUGGACUGCAAUACGCGACCCGCCUGCUGAGCUCGGAUGACGAGCUGUCUGAAGAGGAGCUGGCAACCCUUGGCGCCCUCCAGAAAGCCGUCGAGCUUGGUGCCGCUAUGCGUGUCGAGCCCAGCGACCCUGAACCGGCCGUCACUGCGGCGAUUACGGAGCGCCUCAACGUGCCGCAGGCACUUGAGUUUGCUGCCGUCCUGGCCCGGCACGCCAUGCUCAAGGCCAGCUUUGUGCGACAGCAGCUGCAGCAGCUCGUAGCGUCCCGGGAGAUCUCACGCCUGGCAAUGCCCGGCGCGGACAAUGCGCACCGCCUCGCAUUCGUGCGCAUCACCCACGCUCUUUUCCUGGCCAGCACGUACGUGUCGUGCCAACCGACGUUUGUGGAGCCUCUGGUUCCUCUUUACCGUGGAACCCUGGGGCGCGCCGAUCGGCUCCUCCUCGAGCUGUUCCUCGCCUUCGAGGCGCAGCGCAAGCUUUCCCUCUCGAGCGUUCUGCAGCACUGGUCACCGAGUGGCGGCGUGUCGGCACGUGCGCUGGAUGCUCUCACGUCCCUGGACCCCCAGAAGGUGUUCAACUCAUCCGCGGCGUUCCCGCUGCGCCGUACGAACCCACCGGCCCAAGGCGCUCAGGUGGUCGACGAUGGGCUUCCACCCGACGCCAAGCCAGACGACGUGUACGACCCCGUGUUCGUGCUAGCGCUCCUCUCGACGGUACUGCAGGAAGAACUCGGAGGCCUCGACUGGGUCGAGAUCUUGCGCUCCAAUGUCCUCGGCAUGGCCGUGUGCGCGCUGUCAUCGCGGGAUGCGGGUAUGCGUCGCGUGGCGGGCUACGUCCUGGCCCGCAGUGUCCAGCUAGUCUCGAAGGCAAACUUCCACGAGCAGCUGAUGCUACUGCAGACGCUCGAGCUUGUCGCGCACUCCCUGCCGGCACCGGAGAGCGAGGAGUCUCAGCCCCGCCUCUCACCGCUCAUCACGCUCUUCGUGGCGCAUGCCUUGCGCGCUCAGGCCCACCCGGCAAAUUUCCUCUUCCCGCUCUCCUCCCGCUUCCUCCUCCAGCGCCCGACGCUCGACGUCGCCGACGUCCCUCUCCUCUACGGCAUGCUGUACGCUGCCGGCGACGGGGCACGCCGCGAGCGCGCCUGGAUCGUGCGGUUGCUGCGUGACGGUGUACGAUCGAACCGCGAUGCAGCAAUCCUUGCGCGCCGUAACACGUCCGCGCUCCUCUGCUCGCUCUUCCAGAGCAGUCUUGACGCGCCGUUCCGCCGCGCGGUUCUCGCGGCAUUGAGGAGUCUGGCACGCACGAGCACAGGUGCGCGCGCACUUCUCCGCGCGUCACUUGCGCCCUGGGUGCGCGUGCAGUGGGAGGACGCCAGCAACCACCCCGCUACUGAGGAGGUACGUGACGCUCUCCUCGGCCUUCUCGAUGACGCUGUCGCUGCUGCUGGCAUAGAGCGGGCUGCAUGGGCCGGUGAGGUGGCUGCGUUCGUCACUGCUGUUGCCAGCACAGAGCGCCUGGUUCCCCUCGUGACACUAGCGUACCGCCUCGCCCGCGCCGACGGGACCACAGUGCACACGACACUCCCGACUCUCGCGAAACUUGGCGACGAUGAGCGAGCCACAGAGCUCCUCUUCCGCGCCUCUCUCUUGGUUCCAGAGGGUGUGGAAGCGCGCCUCGCACCCACCCUUCACGCGCUGGCUGGACGAGUGGCACGUAUGCAGGACGGCGUCGGCGCAUGGGCUCGCGCCGAAGCCCGCCGGGUGUAG